AUGGGAGCCGCAACGCUCGAGAUAUCUGAUGAUCAGAUAGAGGCGUUGCUGUCAGAAGCGGAAAGCCGGCUGGCAUCCAAUGCUUCUGAGCAACAUGCCAUCUCCAAGGUCAACCAGCCAGAGGCAGGCUCCCUCGCCGUGAGAGCCGCUUCUGGCGAGGUCGGACAGCAAGGCGAAAUAGUGAAGAAGUCCAAGGAUCUUUCUGUACGAGUUCCUCAGCUGGUCGCUAAAAAGAGCAAGACUGCUGCAGACGAUGCUGGCCCGGACUGGUAUCACCUACCACGAACGAAUCUGGCAGAUCCCAAUGUUAAGAGAGAUCUCCAGCUGUUACGCAUGCGAUCAGUCUUGGACCCGAAGCGCCAUUUCAAAAAGGACACGAGGAAAAACCCGCUGCCAGAGUUCUCCCAAGUAGGAACUCUCAUCGAAGGUCCUACAGAGUUUUAUAGUGCACGCCUAACCCGAAAAGAGCGGAAGCGCACUCUUGUCGAAGAAGUUCUUGGCUCUGCAGAGUCCAAUGCCAAGUUCAAGAGCAAAUAUAACGAAAUCCAGGAGAGGUCAACAAGCGGAAAGAAGAGCCAUUACAAGAAAUUGAUGGCGCGGAGACGGCGCGGAGUUUGA
This is a messenger RNA of Phaeoacremonium minimum UCRPA7, 618 nucleotides long. Its product is annotated as putative rrna-processing protein fcf2 protein. Bases 1 to 618 code for a protein of 205 amino acids. Lineage: Eukaryota; Fungi; Ascomycota; Sordariomycetes; Togniniales; Togniniaceae. The record is from RefSeq and is a predicted model, not a curated record. Gene Ontology annotation, cellular component: nucleolus. Gene Ontology annotation, molecular function: RNA binding. Gene Ontology annotation, biological process: RNA processing. The transcript has 2 exons.